Messenger RNA from Prorocentrum cordatum, 844 nucleotides. Lineage: Eukaryota; Dinophyceae; Prorocentrales; Prorocentraceae. The record is from the annotation of a GenBank genome assembly.
GUUCUCGGCCCCCGGGCUCCAGUCCACGUCCGCGAUCCUCUCGCCCCCGCCGGGCGCCUCCGCCCUGCGCCAGACCGGCAUCAACGUGGUGCCCGCCACCGACCCGGUGCCCCAGGUCGACCAGCAGGUGGGCGCCGUGCUGCAGAUCGACUGCAGCGCCGGCGCCCUCGGGUGCCACAGCCUCACGUCGACGAUGUGCGAGCUCUCGGCCGUGUGCGGGGACGCCGGAGGGCGCCCCGUCGCACGGGGCUACACCUUCUCGUGCGCCGCGUGCGAGAAGUCCGGGCAGCACAGGUGCUCAGAGCAGCCGCGGCUCGUUGUCGCGUGACGCGCCGGCUCCGAGCGAGGGCCCGGCAUCUGGAGGCCCGUGCGCGUCUCAGUCGCGUGCGGGUCUCCGAGGCGGGCGAGUCGAGACGACGGCGGCUGGCCUUCGGGGGGGCCCUCUCGUCGCCACGGCUGGAGGCAGCUCGGAACACCGGUGCGCUCGGGCCCCAGGAGGGCUCCCGGGGCCGGGUUGGAGCUGCCGUCGUCUUCGCCCUCCUCCGACGGGGGGAGGGGCGGUCACCCGGAGGCCCGUGCGCGGGCCCGGUCGCGCGGGGGCGUCGCUGCCGUGGAGCUGCGUCGGCGGCAGGGCCAGCACCGACGCGCUCGAUCAUCGAGCCUUGGCGCUGCGGCCGUCGGCUCUGCGAGAGGGCGGCGCUCCCGGCACCGCACCCCGUGGGGGCUGCCCUCGCUCGUGCGAGGCCGAGGGCCGGCCACGGCGCGUGCCGGGACGCCGCGCCUCCGAUCUCGUCCCGCUUGGCCGCGCAGUGUGGGCACCGCGCCGGUGCCUCGAGCCGAGCGG